Zophobas morio is the source of this 1860-nucleotide messenger RNA. RefSeq names its product tRNA-dihydrouridine(47) synthase [NAD(P)(+)]-like (gene Dus3). The coding region runs from base 129 to 1838 and encodes 569 amino acids. The transcript is spliced from 5 exons. Lineage: Eukaryota; Metazoa; Arthropoda; Insecta; Coleoptera; Tenebrionidae. The record is from RefSeq and is a predicted model, not a curated record. Gene Ontology annotation, biological process: tRNA processing. Gene Ontology annotation, molecular function: flavin adenine dinucleotide binding; RNA binding; tRNA dihydrouridine synthase activity.
CCUAACUAGGUGCAAAGUUGAACAAGUUAUGUCAUUUAUCGAAUAUUCGAUCAAUCAAUUUUUUAUAAUUUAUUAACUUGAUACAACGCAAGUAAUCAUUGAUACGUUAUCUUUUUGUAAGCGCCGACAUGUCCGAAGCCGGAAUUUGCAAAAUCAAGCCCGAGUUUGUUCUGCCCGAGCACUGUCGCGAAGUCGCAUUAGAGUGUGUUUCCGAUAAAGAUAAACGCACACUGACUCAGAGCGAUGACGCCCCUCCAGAGAAAAAACAGAGGCUGUCAAAAAGUGAAAAGAAGAAGCUGCGAGGGCAAAAUAAGUCAAGGGGCCCCACUUUUAGGUGCAACCGUGAACAGGAACUGUGCAAUACGUUAAUCAAUGGUGACGAGGCUGCCAAGUGUGAACGCAAGAACUGCCAAUUUUUGCACGACGUGGCUGAGUACUUGAAAAUAAAACCGAAAGAUAUAGGGGAAGUUUGCUACAACUAUGACACUUUUGGUGAGUGUGGCAGAGGCCUGGCGUGCAGGUUUGGCAGCAGCCACAUCACUGAAGACAGACACAACCAGGUUAAUCCAGAAAAAGUCACUGUAAAACCUCAGACUAAAAAUUUCCUGUCACAUGAUUUGCAAGUGUCGUUAAGAAAGCGCACAUACAAUUUUGAAUUAUCAGAGAAUUUAAUAAAGUUUAAUGACAACAACAAACAGAAAAAAGAGACAGAAUCAAAAACCAGUGGCGCCGUGACCGACGAAGACUUAGUUAAAUUAACCCAAAGAGAGAAGAAGCAAAUUGACUGGAAAAACAAGUUAGUUUUGAGCCCUUUAACCACAGUUGGUAAUUUACCGUUCAGAAGAAUUUGUAAAGAAUUCGGUGCUGAUGUGACAUGUGGUGAAAUGGCCAUGUGUUCGUCGCUUCUUCAAGGAGCCCCUCAAGAGUGGGCGUUGGUGAAGCGCCACCACACUGAAGACAUAUUUGGGGUGCAGUUGUGUGCCAAUAACCCACAUUUGUUGACAAGAUGUGGUCAAUUGUUACAACAGGAGGCCGAUAUUGAUUUUAUUGAUUUGAAUUUGGGGUGCCCCAUUGAGCUAGUGUACAAAGAAGGCGGGGGCUGUGGCUUACUGAGACGUUCGCGCGUUUUAGAAUCGUGUGUCAAAAAUCUUAGUCAGAUUUUGACAAUCCCCAUGACUGUGAAAACUAGAACUGGGGUGUACAAUAAUGAAAAGCUGGCACACAUUUUGGCGCCAAAAUUCCGAGACUGGGGGGUUAGCUUGAUCACAAUUCACGGCAGAUCUCGCGAACAACGUUACACGAAAGUCGCUGAUUGGGACUACAUUCGAGAAGUGGCUCAAGCAGCGACGCCUCUUCCAGUCCUAGGCAACGGCGACAUUUUAAGCUACAAUGACUACACAACUGCGCGAGAAAAGUGUCCCGAAUUAGCCGGAGUCAUGAUAGGACGGGGGGCCCUAAUCAAGCCGUGGCUGUUCACAGAAAUCAAGGAACAAAAACUGUGGGACAUCAGUAGCUCCGAACGUUUUGAUAUUUUAAAGAAGUACGCCAAUUACGGGUUGGAACAUUGGGGUUCAGAUAACAAAGGCGUGGAAAACACGAGACGUUUCAUGUUGGAGUGGUUGUCAUUCCUGCACAGGUACGUCCCAGUGGGGUUGUUGGAGCAGCCGCCCCAGAAAAUUAACGAAAGACCGCCUUCAUACAAAGGUCGCGACGAUCUCGAAACUUUGAUGGCUUCAACUGCGGCGUCCGAUUGGGUUAAAAUCAGUGAAAUGCUUUUGGGGCCGGUCCCCGAAAACUUUCAAUUUUUACCCAAACAUAAAGCGAAUUCUUAUAAAUGAUAAUAAAAUGUGUCAAAAUGUU